Molecule: messenger RNA, 342 nt
Organism: Parascedosporium putredinis
Lineage: Eukaryota; Fungi; Ascomycota; Sordariomycetes; Microascales; Microascaceae
Source: the annotation of a GenBank genome assembly
AUGGGGAAGAAGCGCCAACCCUCGGGAAUCUCUUCCGCUACCACUGCCGCUCCAGCUAGUGCUACCACCACCGAUGCCCCGAGCUCCUCGUUGGUAGUGAAGAAGGAUGCAAAGCCGAUCAAGGGCAAGACGAAGCAGGCGGACCCGGCCGUCUUCUUCGACGCCAUCAAGAUCCGGAAGCUCGUCGAAGAGGCUACCGACCUCUCUGUCCGUGCCGCCUCUGACGGGCCCUCCCACAUGACUGCCGGUGGCUUCGGGGGCGGCGGCAACGGCGGCGGCGGUGGUGGCGGAGGCUCCGCCGGCCUGGGCCUGGGCCCGGGCGGGCCGCACGGCCCCGCCUGA